Molecule: messenger RNA, 348 nt
Organism: Fraxinus pennsylvanica
Lineage: Eukaryota; Viridiplantae; Streptophyta; Magnoliopsida; Lamiales; Oleaceae
Source: the annotation of a GenBank genome assembly
AUGGAAAAAUUUGAGUUUAUUACUAUAAUCUUCUUGUUUAUAUGUGCUGAAGCUCAAGAUUCCUCCAAUCAGCAUGAUGUGAAUCCACUUCAUCCAAGGAUGGCAAGGGUUCUUAUUGUUCUCUUAAUUAUGUUCUGCUUAACGUUUUUUAUUGUGGCUUAUGCGAAGUUCUGUCACAGACCAGUGUCUUAUUAUAAGUCGAAUGAUGAACAAGGUCCUCGUGUGCUUCUUGCAUCAGGAUCCCGAUUUUCUGGUAUUGAUCCAUUAGUAAUUGAGUCGCUUCCAUUUUUCCUCUCUCAAGGGAUCGAAAGAAGGCCUAGAAUGUGCAGUGUGCUUAUUAAGAUUUGA